AUGGCUGCUCCGAGAACGACACAUCAUUCUGAUGUGUUGCACAUUCUUCGUUAUGUGAAGGGCACUCUAUUGCAUGGUUUAUACUUCUCGGUAUGUUUUUCCUUGACACUUAGCGGCUAUUCUGAUGCAGAUUUGGCUGGAGAUCCUACUGAUCGUCAUUCCAUUACUGGGUACUGCUUCUUUCUGGGUGAUUCACUUGUCUCUUGGCGUAGUAAGAAGAAAAACUUAGUUUACAGAUCGAGUGUUGAGUCUGAGUACUGUGCUCUUGCUGAUUUCACCUCCGAGCUAUUAUGGUUAUGUCGGCUACUGAUCUCGGUACACCUCAGUCGUCGUCUACUGCUCUACAUUGUGAUAGUCAGAGUGCUAUAA
Molecule: messenger RNA, 369 nt
Organism: Striga hermonthica
Lineage: Eukaryota; Viridiplantae; Streptophyta; Magnoliopsida; Lamiales; Orobanchaceae
Source: the annotation of a GenBank genome assembly